Anguilla rostrata (American eel) is the source of this 6088-nucleotide messenger RNA. Its product is annotated as zinc finger CCHC domain-containing protein 2-like. The record is from RefSeq and is a predicted model, not a curated record. Gene Ontology annotation, molecular function: zinc ion binding; nucleic acid binding. The transcript has 14 exons. Bases 547 to 3828 code for a protein of 1093 amino acids. NCBI's taxonomy places the organism in Eukaryota, Metazoa, Chordata, Actinopteri, Anguilliformes, Anguillidae.
GUUUCACAUUUACGAAAACAGUUUUUAAAAUAAAAUCGAAUUUGUUAUUUCAGUAACGUUAAUUCUUCACAGAUGUAUAGUAACGUUGGCCGUCUUGAUGUUAAUACAGCUAUCUAAAAUAUAAAUGUAACUAGCUACGCUGCGUACAACUGAUUUGUGCUAUCUCAGACAUUAAAUUCCUCACUACAAUUGUAGUUGUCUCGGGCUCGCUUAAAUUCACAGAAUGAGUAGAAAUUUGCGUACAACAGCUAUAUUAUUUACUGUUCUUUAUUAUUGCACUUCAUGGGCCGUGGUCAAAUCAUCCCAAACGUUGUUUGUGGCGUAGGACCCAGUAGCUACGGCGAGAGGGGAGGAGUCGGUAAUGAUUGACAUGGUUUCAGAAAGCAGACUAGUGAUCGAGUUAACUACAGCCAUAACGCCGAUUGUCACUGUGAUUAUAGCAAAAUAGUGUAUAAAACUUUCCAGUCAAUUUUGCGUUGAAUUAUACGAAAACGAUGUAUUUUAACCCGUGAUCUUCUUUUUAUUGUCAUUCUCGGAGAGCUGAUAAUGCUUGAAAUGAAGCUGCCCAUGAGAACGGCGGAGGAAGGAGGGGGCGACACGGCCGAGGACGAGCAGGAACAAACGGAUUGUAAUGUCCAUAUUCGCGGCUCGGUUUCCCAGACGGCUUACAACAGAUAUGAGGAUUCCGCAAGAGGACUACGAUUCCCCCAUCAGUUGGAUAAGGAAACGGUGUUCGAAUGGUUUGGCUUGCACCUAAAUCCGGCCAAGCGAAUCGAGUUUAUGUGCGGACUGCUUCAUAUGUGCCAGCCACUAGAGCUCCGCUUUCUGGGCGCCUGUCUAGAGGACCUUGCUCGGAAAGAUUUCCACGUUUUGCGGGACUUUGAAAUAAGGGGGAACAGCCCGAACGACCUGGGCCUUCUGACAGACGUUGUCGACCCUGUCGUGAGGUCUAAACUGCUCGUUUGCUUGUCUCUCCUAGGAUCUGAAAACAGGGAAUGUGCGGGAAUUCUGUUUCGUAUAUUGAGCCGUGUGGAUCCUGCCUUGUACUUCAAAAACUAUGGCUUCCCAGUAUCUUCCUGCAGGGACCCUCAACAUCUUCAGUUCCAUCCACCGUGUGAGGAUGGAGAUGAAUACGGGAAAUCAGAUCGGAGCUGUGGGCCUCCAGCGGAGGCAGGGGUCGGACCCCUGGAGCAGCUGGCCUUGCUUUUUACUAUGGCCUCCUUGCACCCGGCAUUUCCUUUUCACCAGAGGGAGAAUUUCAGGAUACAGCUGGAUAAAGUCGACGUAGUAAUCGAAGAAGAGGAGCAAAACUAUCAACACAGCAACAACGCUCUGGGAUCAGGAGGCUGUACUUGUGGUUGUACUUCACUUCCCCUACACACAAGUGGCACUGUUCACGCUGACAAGUUGCAACAGAACAAGGUCCCAAAAACGGAUUACCUCUCCCCCAGCACUGAGACCAGCCUGAGUGACAGAGCGCAGUCUCUGCACCCCAGCCAGUCUCCCAACAGGAAAUCCCAGAGGGAAGCAGUGCACAUAGAGAGAAUCGUGCUCAAGGGGAUCUCCAGGAGCAGGGAAUACAGUUUUGAGGUGAAGUGGUCCGACGCUUCGUCAAGUCACGUGACCAAGACUCACCAUGACCUGGAGAACUUUUUGCUAAAGCUUCCAAGGGAGUUGUCCACAGAGUCCUUUGAGAAGGGCAUUCUCAGUUUACUCCGCCAAGGAGACAAAUGUGAAAGCAGGGAAGUAGAGCGGACGCUGAAAGAGAAGUUCCUGUCUGCGCCACAGUCUUUCCGACAAACAGGGACGGUUUGUGGAUUUUUCCUCUCAGAAUCUUCCGGGCCCAACUACAGCCGCUGUAACCCAGUGCCCGUGGGCAAGCCAUUCAAAGAGGACUGCUCCGAGGCAUCCAGCCAAGAGGAAGGUGUGUAUCUGGAGCCAUAUCCUCAGGGCCAUCGGAAGAAACCAGGCAGCAAGAGCCCCAGUCUUAGCGCUCCGAGCGCUAAGGGCUCUCAGGCGGAGACCAGCCGCAGGGCCCCGCUCUCGGAGCACAGCUGCGUCCCCGACUGGAGGAGGAAGAGCGGCUCUCUCAAGCCUGCGCACGAGGCGUGCGUCCUGUGCCCCGAGCAGCUGUACCGGGGUGAAGUGAAGGGGACCUCCCUUCCCGGGAACAAGACUAAAGUCAGAGCACCAGUGACUGACAGGGAAAAGGGUAAGAAAAUGGAAGGCAGGUUGGGCUACAUCCCCAACGGGAUCAUGAGGGCCGCUCCAGUACCGCUGCUCCCACAGCCUUCUGGGAAAGACCUCCGCCUGGACGUGGGCUCGGGGCCGGACACGUACGGCGAGACAUCCUCGGAGAGCUACAGCUCGCCGUCCAGCCCGCGGCACGACGGGCGAGAGAGCCUGGAGAGCGAGGACGAGAAGGACGGAGACACAGACAGCCAUUCGGACGACUCCAGCAAGGGGAAAACGGGCGGCUUCCUCCCCUGCAAAGGCGUGGGCGGGGCUGCCGUCGCCACGGUGCGCCCCCUGGUCCCCGUCCCGCUGAAGGAGGUGCGCUCCAGGCUGGAGAGCUCCCUGAGCGCCCCCAAGGUCCCCCAGCUGGCCUUCCUGCACCCGGUGCCGUACCCGGCCCAGAACGGGACGGCGGGGCCGGAGGGGGCGGACGGCAAGGCGGCGGGAGGCUCGGCGGCGGGCGGGGACGCGGAGAAGCCGGCGCCGGACCCCAGCCCGCUGCUGCCCGCCUUCGGCGCCCCGCUGCUGGGCCCCCAGCAGCCCCUCGUCCAGCGCUUCAGGACCGCCGCGCCGCCGCCCGGCUCGGAGAGCUGCGUCACCGCCGCGCUGCAGCCCCCCGUGGGCGCCAUCAGCUUCCCCCCGCCCGGCCCCGCCUACCCGUCCCCGCUGCAGCCCGCCUAUCCCCCCGCCGAGCCUGUCAUCGGCUCCGGCCUGCCCCUGUCCCUGCCCCUCGCCGAAACUCACCCCAAGGCCCCGGGGCUGCCCCUCCCCUCCGGGCUGCGCCCCUCCUACAGCCUGUCGGUCCCCACCACCGUCAUUCCCUCUGUGGGGGCCCUGGGUGGGCCGGCUGCCAGUCAAGUGCAGGCCAUGGUUCCGCCAGUGGUGCCCACCCACACCCCGGGCCCCGCCCCUAGCCCGAGCCCCGCCCUCACCCACAGCACGGCGCAGAGUGACAGCACCUCCUACAUCAACAGCACCAGCUGCGGCAGCGCCGGGGGGGCCUCCCAGCAGCCGCAGCAGCAGCAGCAGCCAACCCCAUCGCAGCAGAUGGGCUGCGGGACCUGCGGUUGCCGCGGCAGCUGCGGGAGCGGCCACGCCCCCAAUUACUUCUUCCCGCCCCACAUGACUCGCCAGGUGAUCAGCGUCCCGCCCAUCUUCCACCUAACGUCGCUGUGCAGCAGCAGCUACCUCAAUCAGGCGCACCAGAGCAACGGCGCCACCCAGCUGCCCUUCUUCUCGCACGGCCCCUCCCCCUAUGCCAGCGCGCCGCCGCCGCCGCUGCUGCACUCGCACUCGGACCACGUGCUGGGCACCCAGGCGGGCUACGGGCUGCCGCAGAUGGCGGCCUUCAACCGCUUCUACCAGCCCAUGUACCCGUCGGUCAGCAUGAUGCCCGGCAGCAGCAGCAGCAGCAUGGCCCUGGGCAUGAAGAAGAACAGCAACAUGUCCUGCUACAACUGUGGGGUCAGUGGGCACUUCGCCCUGGACUGCAAACAGCCAUCCUUUGACGCAGCACAGAAAGGUAAUACAGCCGCGGCCCGGGGGCGGGGGUGGAGAGGACCCCCACUGCCCCAGCAGCUACCCCAAAAGUGAAAUCUGACCGUCAGUCACUUAGAGAAAGACGACCGGCUGGGGAAGCAAACGGACACUUUUGUACCUCUUCCCUUGCAGGAUUUGGUUUAAAAAAAAAUAAAAAAAGACAAGACACCUGGUUGUAAGCUUUCAGGAACCUGCUCUGGACUGUCCCAUCUGUAUGGCAGGGUUUCAGAGAAAAAAAAAAAAUGACCUGAACAAAAUGUCUCCCAGCCAAGUUGAAAUGGAAAAGCUCUCUGAGCAGGGGCAAGCUGGGAAUUGUAGUGUUGUUUUAUUUCUUUUCUUUUCCUUGUCUCCUCCUGUGACGCGUGCAGUGAUGCCCUCCUCUGUGUGUCUUUCAGGUGGCUUUCGGCUGAAGUUCGUUCCCCAACACUCUUCUGAAGCACUUGACAAUGCUGACUGAAGGGACAGAAGACCACUGCAGCGUUCUCUCGCUCUGCAAAUCGAUAACGUUUCCGGAGACCUUUGCAUUUUCAGAGGGCUUUUUUUGCGCUUCCUUGUUUCGCUGUUAUUUCGUUAUUAUUUGUUUCACCUUUUCAAACGUGCUUGAGGGUCUGGCAGACCUGAAUAAUUGUGCCUGACGCUUCCCGAGUCGGUAGGUAAGGGAGAAUCUGUCUCGUCUCCACUGAGAUGUUUUGCAGUGGCCUCUGGUAUUUUGCACUGAACACUGGCGAGAGACACCGCCUCAUGUUUACUAACUUAUUUCUUAAAAUGUCAAAGAAAAAGGAACAAAAACACCAUGUCUCUUAAGAGUAUGGAAGCUAGGUAAUUAUUUUAUCCUAGAUAUAAAGGGGAUUCAAAUGGGAUUUAUUAUAGACUCUCCGAUGCCUUUUUGACACUAUAGCAUAUUUAUGCUUCCUUAUUUUGGUUUCUAUUUUUGUGUCAUACAGCAAAGGAAAAUAAAUGCAAACAAAAUGCAUUUAAAAUGUUUAAUGCUGGGAUUGUUUUGUUUUCUGACGCAGUGCUUUGAAUGUACAAUGUAUUAUUUUGAUUUCAUAAAUUUAUGGAAUUUGGCAGUAUCUUUCUAUUUUGAAAAAGGUUCAUUCAAAAGCAUUUGCCACUUGAUAUAAUGUGAAAUGCGUGAAGACAAAGUUAUUAAUCAUUGUGUUGUGUCAUUAAGCUAAACGCUGCUGUGUUUUAUUUUUAUUUUACGCAACAUGCACUAUAGCAGGCAGGAGUUCUGAAGUCCUUAAGUGCACUGAGGCAGAAUUCACAGAGCUGGAUGUUAUUGCCACAUUGACAUUCUGUUCGACUGCUGUUUAAUCAGUAUUCUUUGGGAAACAAUGCACUGCAGGUUUUGGCCACCAGGUGCCAAUUUGAGCCACUGCUUACCUCGCAGUCAGUGGAGUUGACACCCUGUGCGACAUGCCAAGGGAUUAGCAGAAGGCAUUCAGUAGCUCCUUGAGGUAGAUCUCAGUCUAUAAGCAUUUUGACCUGCCUGUACUAGCCAUGAUGCUAGAAACCUUCAUGGAGAAAAUUUUUUUUUUCUUUGUUUUAUGCAGCAGUGCUAUUUGACUGCAUUAUGUGUGUUUUUUGUACAUAUGUACAUGUGCAAACACGUGGAAACACACGCAGACAGUGCAUGACAAACAGCCAAAUUAGAACAGAAAUCUGAACGUGAAUAAGGUGUUUGUUUAUUGUUCUUUCGGAGAUGGCAGGGUUUGCGAUCUUUCCAAGCCCUUUCCUCGGUCCUGUGCUUGCUGGAUAAAUGGUUUUGAUUUGAGUUGCUUUAAGUUUAAAUGUUGAAGGGUGGUUUUAAUCUAUUUCUAAGAGCUUUCAACUGCUGAGGUAGUACGAAUCAUUUCUGCUUGUAUUGAAAAAAAGUGGGGAGAUCUUUGUAUUGGUGUAUAUCAAAAACUGGGAUAACAUGGAAUUUAUUUUGGUAAAUAUAAAACAUGAUUUAAAAAAUUAUUUAAAAACAACAAAAAAAAAAACUAUAAAACAAGGGGAAACACUUCUGUGGACCACAAACAUUAAAACGUUGAGUAAAUUGAGUAGGUGGAAAACGAUGUGGUCCUUAAUGCCUGUUGUACAUAUGAACCUGCCAGUUGUAUUUGUUGAACUUUUAAGGUUUAAAAAACUGUACUGUAUAUACGGGAGGUAUAUUCUUACCUUCCAUUGUAUGUUUACUGUAUUCUUUGAUAUCUAAAUGUUAUCUACUGGAAAGGUCAAAUAUAUUUCUAGAAAGAAUUUGGAUUUUAUGCAAAUUGUUGAUUUGUUUUUCUGGAAUUAACAGCAAUAAAUACAAAACAACAACGAC